This is a messenger RNA of Ilex paraguariensis (yerba mate), 580 nucleotides long. The record is from the annotation of a GenBank genome assembly. Lineage: Eukaryota; Viridiplantae; Streptophyta; Magnoliopsida; Aquifoliales; Aquifoliaceae.
AUGACAAUGAAUUUAGCUAUAGGCAUAAAAAAAAUCAAUUUUGAGGUGGGGAUUAAGGUGUUUAGCAUAUGUGGUAGAGAUUGCGCAGAACGUGAUACAUCCAGCCCUAAUGUCACAGGGAUUUCAACUGCUACAUCUCACUCAUAUGCAGAACCUGAAUGCGCUCAGCCAGUACCUGGAAGCAAUCUUGCACCUCCUGCCAUGCUACAAUUUGCAAAGACAAGAAAGUUAUCUGUUGAACGCUCUGACCCCAGAAACCGUGCGCUCCUGCAGAAGCGGCAGUUCUUUCACUCACACAAAGCUCAGCCAAUGGCAUUGGAGCAAGUUUUGUCGGAUCGGGACAGUGAAGAUGAAGUUGAUGAUGAUGUUGCAGAUUUUGAAGAUAGACGGAUGCUAGAUGAUUUUGUGGAUGUUACUAAAGACGAAAAGCAAAUGAUGCAUCUCUGGAACUCAUUUGUGAGAAAGCAACGGUAAUCUUCUUUCUCAACUUUUUGGUUCUACAUUUCCUCAUUCUUUUCUGUUUAUGAUGUUCUUCCUUGCAUGGGUCUUUCUGUGCACAAAACCAGGUAAUUUAUUGCAG